Mycetomoellerius zeteki is the source of this 3402-nucleotide messenger RNA. It is a transcript of the gene GCS2beta, whose product is annotated as glucosidase 2 subunit beta. The coding region runs from base 158 to 1747 and encodes 529 amino acids. Gene Ontology annotation, cellular component: glucosidase II complex. Gene Ontology annotation, molecular function: protein binding; calcium ion binding. The transcript has 2 exons. The record is from RefSeq and is a predicted model, not a curated record. Gene Ontology annotation, biological process: N-glycan processing. NCBI's taxonomy places the organism in Eukaryota, Metazoa, Arthropoda, Insecta, Hymenoptera, Formicidae.
GGUUCCUUCCACUAAUGCCGAGUGCGGCAGUCGUGUCGCGUUUGUACUCGAACCUCAAAAGGACGGUUCCUCCUGCAACAUCCCUGAAUCUGACGAGGGCGAGUCCAGGUGAAUCGACGUGAACCUCCGAAGAGAUUUCCGACCAGUGAGCCAGAGAAUGGAUGGUCAUCGGGCGUCGCGUUUUCUGGCGCUCGCGGCAUCGAUGAGCCUGCUCCUGGCCACGUACACACCGGGCCACGUAGCCGGCUCGGGAGUGCUGCAGAUACGCGGUAUACCAGUGGCAAAGAACUCGUUGUACCGGCCGGACCGCGAUUUCGAGUGCCUGGACGGCAGCCGGCUGAUAUCUUUCACCCGGGUGAAUGAUGACUACUGCGACUGUGGAGACGGCAGUGAUGAGCCUGGGACAGCGGCGUGCGCCAACGGUGUCUUCUACUGCGACAAUGCCGGUCAUAAGCCUGCCUACAUACCGUCAUCCUGGGUGAACGACGGCGUGUGCGACUGCUGCGAUACAAGUGAUGAGUACGCGUCCAGAGUGGAGUGCAUCAACAACUGCAACGAGUUGGGCCGAGAGGCCCGUUUGGUGCAACAGAAAGCGGAGCAGUUGGCACGAGAGGGUAACAAGCUGCGUGUAGAGCUAGUGGCCAGAAGUAAGACCAUCAAGACCGAGCACCAGUCACGUUUGGCCAAGCUGAGAACGGAUUACACAGAAGCGGAGUUAAUCAAGAAGGAAAAGGAGCUGUUGAAGAAGCAAGCCGAGGAACUGGAGAGCAUAGCGCUUGAGAAGUACAAACCCAUCGAAACAGAACAACCGGCAACUGAGGAAGCCAUCGGAGAGGAGGAAGAGGAAGAUGAGGACUUGAGCGUUUCUGAAGUGGAAAAUUAUUUCAAAAUGCUGGAUUCGGACUCCAGUGGUACUGUAACGCUAGUGGAACUGCAAACCAGAGCUACAUUUGACAAGAACAGGGACGGUGUCGUAUCAGAUGAAGAAGCGCUGUAUUUCCUUGGCGAUAAGAAGGAAGUCACUCUACAAGAGUUUACAGAUAACGCAUGGGCAAACAUCAAGCCUUUCUUGAUGUUGGAACAAGGUAUAUUCAAAGCAGCAAAGGAGAAAGGAGAGAUCAAGGAGCAUCAGCCUAUGGAAGACUUGGAUCACGAGAAGGAAGAAGAAGUUCCUGAUGGAGAGGAAGAGGAAGUACCUGAAGAGGAACAUGAGAAGGAAUCACCAGAACCGGAAGUUCAAUACGACGAGGAGACGCAAGCACUCAUCGAUGAAGCUACCAGUGCUCGCGAACGUUUCCAAGAGGCAGAGAAGGCCAUCAACGAGUUGCAGUCGGAGAUCAGACAGUUGGAGGAGAAGCUGGGCCGUGAUUACGGGCCUGAAGAAGUGUUUACGUCGCUUGACGGCGAGUGCUUCGAAUACACGGACUUGGAGUACAUUUACAAACUGUGUCUGUACGCCAUGGCAACCCAGAGGUCCAAAUCCGGUGGUAGCAGCGUCAAUCUUGGCCACUGGAACGAAUGGGUCGGACCGACCGGUGCCGAAUACACUAAAAUGAAGUACGACCGAGGCCUCACUUGUUGGAACGGCCCGGCUCGUUCCACGAUUGUCACUUUGUCGUGCGGAACGGAAAAUAAGCUCGUGUCAGUAACGGAGCCGAGUCGCUGCGAGUAUGCCAUGGAGUUCUCCACGCCGGCGCUCUGCAACCCUAACGCAGCGGAGACUGCCGACAAGCACGAUGAACUGUAAACUCGUGAAUUUGUAUAGUAAAAUGAAAACGCGAUUAGUCGCACAUACAAUGUGAAUGUCAGGCACUUAAGUUCUUUCGGUGGACCGCGAGAUGCGAGCAUCGAGUUGCAAGGAUCGAUAAGAAAUAACGUUGAAAUAAAAAGUUCUCUCGCAAGUAUUUCCAAUGCAAUCGCGAUUAGUAAUGUAGCUAGUAAUCUUCUUUAUUUCAAUGAAUAUCUGUCCUCCGGUUGGGAUCCAAUACUACUUUUCUUUUUUGUUUCCAGAAUAGCUAUAGCAGUCAUUACCGUUUAGCAUUUAGGCGAUGGAGUUCCACAGAGAUUUCGAGACACUAUCGGUUGUCGUAACCUUUUUAAUAUCAAAAUUUGUACUCUUUUAAAGAUGAAAUAAGAUCACUACCAUGGAUAAAAUACAUUGUCAACGGAGCCUAGUCAUGUGUUGGUUUGAUCAAAAAAUUCAAUUGCUCUUACAUUAAUAAAUCGUGGAUCGUUCGAAAUCGUUAUAUCCCAUUGAUAUGUUAUAUAUUUUACCGACCAUUAUAAUUCGCAUAUCAUCGGUCCACAAUAUGUUAAUAAAAAAAGACGAAAAAAGUCCUUGAUCAACCUAAUACAAUACAUGAAUAUAUAUCAUUUAAAUAAUAACUUCAGUAACUUCGGUACUUUGAAAUAAGAAUGAUAAAUGUAUUCAAAUGUUUCCGCUGAAAUGUGCCACUAUGUACGUAAAUUACAACGAUUAUGAUCGCGAUCAAUAAUUCGUCCUUGCAUCCGAGAAGUUGCAUAAUAUUGAACAAAAUUCGCUAGCGAUAAAGUAAUUAUCUAGAAUCUUAUCCUGUUUCGUGAAACCACAGAGACCACAUUGUUACGCGCGAAUUCAUUACCAACGUGUUAAAAAAAAAUUCGCUGUUACAUUCCUCUUUUUGUACGUACACGAAGUGUUUCUACGUGUCUAAAAAUAUAUAAAAUCGUGAUGUAACGUCGUGAGUGACGUAAAAAAUCUAAAUGAGACGUACUUUGUAUUACUUAGUACACAUGGCGUUACAAAUGUCUUAACACACGAGUUGCACGAGUAUCGGAGAAGGAAUGAGAAAGAAUGAGAAAGCAUGAAAAGGCAUAUUAAAACGUUUGUGACGCCGUGUGUACAUACUUCGUACCGAUAUGAGAAAAAAAAAGAAUCCACACCUUUUUCGGGAUUCCAUUAGCCACACGUACGUAUAGAUGAUGUCCUAAUGUUCCGCAUUAUACACUUAAGUCGGUGAUUUUGUAAUUUUUUAAGGACGCGCCACGAAAAUGGCGCGAAUACUGUGGGAUGUGCAUGUAAUAAAAAAAGAGAAAGGGAUUCUGUUGUCGAACCGUAAUUUGCGAUGGCAGCUUUAUUUACAUCAAUGGAAAGAAAAUCUGUUGAGUGUAAAUGCGCGCGUGUAUGUAUGCCUGUGUGUAGAAUUUCUCUUGUUAUUCUGUAUAUUAUUAUAUAUAAUAUUACAGUGACGUGGUGGUUAAAAUCCAGUUUUCUCUGUUUUACUCUAAGAGACAAUCUCUGCAUCUUUCGGGAUCCGAAACGUACGUCCAUUAUCUGAAUAACUAAAUAGGGGGGGGUUGAUAUUUCCCGCAUUUCCUAUAUUUCAGUUCCUCGAUUGAUUCGGUAAGGCACUUGAAAGGCUA